AUGCUUACUCAGUCCUCUCGAAUCCUCCUCGCCAGAUCAUCUGCACCGAGAUCAUUGCCAGUUGCAAGAGCAGCGGUGUCAACCUGGGCCAAUGUUCCUGCUGGUCCACCUGAUCCUAUUCUCGGUGUAACUGAAAAGUUCAAGGCCGAUAAAUCACCAAAGAAGAUCAACCUCGGUGUCGGAGCUUAUCGAGAUGGUCAAGGUAAACCAUAUGUUCUUCCUACCGUUAAAAAAGCAGAGAAGAUCCUCUCGGAUGCUAUGCAAGAUAAAGAGUAUCUCCCUAUUACCGGGUUAGCAGACUUCACAAAGCUCGCUGCUGAGUUGGCUUAUGGAAAAGACUCGAAACCCAUUGUAGAGAAACGACUCGCCAUCACCCAAUCUAUCUCUGGUACAGGUGCACUCCGAAUUGGUACUGCCUUCCUUGCUAGACAUUACCCAGGAGCCAAGACCAUCUACCUACCUACUCCUACAUGGGGUAACCACAUCCCCAUCUCCAAGGAUUCAGGUCUCGAGGUCAAGCAAUACAAGUACUUUAACAAGGAGACCGUAGGACUUGACUUUGAGGGUAUGAAAGCUGAUAUCAAGGCUGCGCCAGAAGGUUCAAUUAUCCUUCUCCAUGCUUGUGCUCACAACCCUACCGGUAUCGAUCCAACCGAAGCUCAAUGGAAAGAACUCUCCGAUAUCGUCAAGGAGAAGAAACACUUCCCAUUCUUCGACAUGGCCUACCAAGGUUUCGCUUCCGGUGAUAUCCUCAAGGACGCUUUCGCUGUUCGAUACUUCAUUGAACAAGGUCAUCAACUCCUCCUUUGUCAAUCUUUCGCUAAAAACAUGGGUCUUUACGGUGAACGAGUCGGAGCUAUCUCAUUCGUCUGUGAAUCACCCGAAGAGAAAGCUAGAGUGGACUCCCAAUUGAAGAUCCUCAUUAGACCUUUGUACUCCAACCCUCCAGUCCACGGUGCACGACUGGUCAGCACCAUCCUCUCAUCCCCUGAACUCACCCAAGAAUGGCUCGUCGAAGUUAAAGGUAUGGCCGACAGAAUUAUCGAGAUGAGAGAGAGAUUGUACAACAAGCUCGUCGAGUUGAACACUCCUGGGGAAUGGGGUCAUAUCAAAUCGCAAAUUGGAAUGUUCUCCUUCACUGGAUUAAAAGCUGAACAAGUCGAUGCCUUGGCUGAAAAAGCUUCGAUCUACCUUACGAGAGACGGUAGGAUCUCUAUGGCUGGUUUGAACAGUAACAAUGUUGAUUACUUUGCUGAAUCAGUUUCGAAAGCUGUUAAAGGUGAACUUUAA
This is a messenger RNA of Kwoniella botswanensis, 1290 nucleotides long. RefSeq lists its product as uncharacterized. The record is from RefSeq and is a predicted model, not a curated record. Gene Ontology annotation, cellular component: mitochondrion. Gene Ontology annotation, molecular function: L-aspartate:2-oxoglutarate transaminase activity; pyridoxal phosphate binding. NCBI's taxonomy places the organism in Eukaryota, Fungi, Basidiomycota, Tremellomycetes, Tremellales, Cryptococcaceae. Gene Ontology annotation, biological process: biosynthetic process; L-aspartate catabolic process. Bases 1 to 1290 code for a protein of 429 amino acids. The transcript has 15 exons.